This is a messenger RNA of Epinephelus lanceolatus (giant grouper), 4726 nucleotides long. RefSeq names its product synaptophysin-like 1 (gene sypl1). Lineage: Eukaryota; Metazoa; Chordata; Actinopteri; Perciformes; Serranidae. The record is from RefSeq and is a predicted model, not a curated record. Gene Ontology annotation, cellular component: synaptic vesicle membrane; synaptic vesicle.
UCCACAGUUUAGGAACAACUGGGUAAAGAUUUUAGAUCAGAAGCGCAAAUCAUGAUGACCGGAUUUCGGCUGAACUUGUCGCCUCUGAAGGAGCCUCUGGGCUUCGUCAAGCUGGUGGAGUGGCUCACAGCCAUAUUUGCUUUUGGAAGCUGUGGCGGAUACUCAGGGAAGAACAUCUUAUCUCUCUUCUGUGGUGAUGGCAGAAAUGAAACUAUCGAUGCCAACUUCCACUACCCAUUUAGGUUAAGCCAGGUCCCACUCAUCGAGGGAAACACCACUCUUUGUAAUAACUCUGCCACAACGACACACAUGGUGGGCGACUCAGCAUCCUCAGCGGAGUUCUUUGUGGGCAUCGCCAUCGUCUGUUUUUUGUACAGCAUGGUGGCUCUGUUGGUGUAUUUAGGCUACAUGCACGUCUACAAGGAUUCUGACUUUGGACCAAUUUUUGACUUUUUGAUCACAGCGAUCCUGGUCUUUCUGUGGCUGGUGUGUUCGUCCGCCUGGGCGAAGGGCCUGCAGAAUGUGAAGUACGCCACGGACACUGAGGGCCUCAGCGCCACGCUGGGACUCUGCAAGGGGAGCAACAUCACCUGUGAGGUCACGGAGUACGCCAGCAUGCGGACCCUCAACAUCUCUGUGGUGUUUGGCUACCUCAACAUGUUUGUGUGGGCGGGAAACGCCUGGUUUGUGUACAAGGAGACACGUUGGCACUCCCAGAAAUUCUCCUCUCAGCCUGGACCUGGAAGGCAACAGGUCCCUGCACCCAUCUAACACUAUAAGGCAAAAGAAAGUCACAGUCACACACACAUACUUAACACACAGAUAGAUCAGACACAAACAAGUUGAGCACACCUUGCAUGCAUGCACAUUUAUGAUCACGUGUGAAGACAUUAUUACACAUACCCUCACAUAAAAAAAGCUCUGUGACGAUGAUGAAGACAGACAAAUUGAUCCAUGGUCAGUUUAAAAACUGAUGGAUUUGGAUAUAUAGAUUGGAUUUGGACUUUAUCGACACAGUAGCAGCUGUGUAGGCAGUACACAGAGCUGAAUUAACAUUUUGUAACCCAAAAUGUCACAUCACUUCUCACACAAACACGGUAUACAUGAACUGAGAACAGUUCUAAAAGCAAUGUAAAUUUCCCAAAAGAUUUCCUCUGAAGGCCUAAGCACCCUGCAGCUGUAGGAGGCUGUGGGAGGAGAAAGUGUUUGGUUUCAUGUGUAGAUUAGCCUUUGUUAUUUUUUAUUUUUUUUACCUUUUUCAUAUAGUACAGCACACCAAUGCAAUUAGCAUGUCAAAUCCUUUUAUCCGUGCCUUCUUAGAAUAAAUCCUAGAUGGUUUCUUAUGCUUUAGGAAGCAGAUACAUGCACAGGAAAAGACCAAAUGUGUUAGUCCUUCCAUCUCAGUAGCAGCAUUAUAUAUUAUGAGUCUCAGAAACAGUGGCGCCAUUUGAAAUCUUUCAUAAGGUUGGCCAGAUGGAGCAACAUAAACCAAAAGCCAUAACUGAACUUCAGGAAUUCGCUUAUGCUAUUUAAGUAUAGUUGAAAAUUAUGUCAAUAUGGAGAGUUAAGGAAUCACAUAUUGUGCCUUUAGCUUCUUAUGUUACUAAUUAUCUGAUGGUCAUAGACUAAUACUGGUUAGCAUUUUGAGUUCCACAACAGUCCUGUUUUAAUGUGUUAUGUAUCUAUAUGUGACAGGUGAUUCAUUGUUCUUUAGAUAGGCUGGUUGUCCUCAACCUUAUAAAGGCAAAUACACAGUUUUAAUUUGAAGGAGUAUAUUGAUAUAAGGAACAAAAUGUUUACUGGGAACAAGCCUUACCAAGUUUAGGAGUUUUGUGGGUACCCAUAGAACCCAUUUUCAUUUGAAUAUCUUACGGUGAGAGUUCAAGGGAGUCCUUAAUAGAUGGCCAUGCUCAAAGCCACAACAAAAUAAUGGGAGAUGACACGAGAAAUUAAAGCAAGAAGAUCAUAAUUUAUUUUAACUAACCCAAAUCCAACAUAUCAAAGAAUGGUAUGAGGUGUGGCAGUCAGUAAAUCAGUAAUGUUAGCGUGUAUGCAUGCUUGUCAAAUUAGUGAGUGGUGUUAUAAGGUGAAAAAGCAAUUAAGCAAAAUAAGGAGCAUGGAGAGAAGAGAGCAGAGUUCCCCUUUUGUCCUCUCUCUCUCCCUGUUCGCGGAGCAAAUGAGAUGUGCUCUUAUAGUGCGGGGAACACCGGGCCCAGGUGUUCCCAGCAACUAACAGCGGACCCAACGCCUCCUGCUGGUAAUCUGUAAUACAAAAAGAAAUAGACACCACCAGCCCAACAGCCACAAGAGGCGUGGCCGUCACACCUAACUUCAGGGUGUUUUCACAUAUAGUCCUUUUUAAACAAACCAAACUCAGUGCUCUUAAAGUGCACCAAAAAGUGGACCAACAGAAAAGAGACUCGGUUCUUUUUGUCUUCACAUUGUCAGUUCAUUUGAAAGAGGACUCAGUUCUCUUUCUAGCCACACUAUAUACAAUAUAUAUUGACGUAGUUUUGUUUUUACUUUGAGAUGAACUUGAAAUUGGAGAAAAACCCUAGUGUGUCUGUGCUGUUGACUGUUGCCAUUUGAUGUAUUCUGCUAGAGAUUCUGUUAGACCAAACUACUCCUCGUCCUUGCAAGUGUUACAGGCCGACGUGGUUUCGUCUGUUUUUUCAAUCGUCCCAGUGCAAUAGCAUGUGAUCUAGAGUUCUAAAUACAAUGGCAAAGCGAACCUGGAGCGCUUUGUGCUCACAAGGCACGGGUUAAGCGAACUGCACUGCAGACUUGAAGCGAACCAAGGGGUCUGAGUUCUCUUGGAGUUUUCACAUAUGCGCAAAAAAAGCUGAGUCCGUUUAGAAGGCUGAAAAGACACCAAGUGUGAAAACACCCUUAGAGCGUUAUUUAGCUCCCUUAGCAAUGAACUAUGCUGACAUGGUUGGUACCAAUGGGUGCCUUUGGUUGUCUAGUUUCCAAAGAUACCACUAUCUUCAUGUUAGCUCAAAAAAUGAGCCAGGAAAAGAGGUGUCCUUACUGCUUGGUCGAAUUUAUUACACCUUUUCUUAUAUACUGAUGAAUGUUAGGUACUUUGAAGUCAUCCACAAAACCAACCACAAGAAACAAGAGUUCAUUUCUGGAGAUAAUAAGGAUAAUGUGAUCAAGGUUUUCAGGGUAAUAGAGAGGGUGAGACAGUAGUGUACUAUGAAGUACUCCAUACCACAUUACCAAAACAGAGAAUGAUAUUCAUUGUAAUUUAUUGACAUACAUUAUAUUGCAUAUUAUCCCUUUAAGUUGAGUCAUGCAUAUUUCAUAUCAAGAUACAUUUUUUAGAUGCAAAGCACCUUGUGUAUCUUGAAGAUGACUCACUGACUCAUUCUUUCAUUCAUAGGCUCUCUCACAGUUAGCCCACUUGCCCUCUAGUGAUGGCUAGCAGGUACUGCAACAACUAAACUAGGAUUAAUACAAACAUUGAUGAUGUGAAUGCAAAUAAAAGUCUUAAUCCUCUUCUGAUUUUUCUCGGUAGGGUAAAUCUGUGCAGACGAGGAGACAGGUUAGAUAUUUUAAACUUUAAGAAAUGUAAAAUUGUCUCAAACCAAAAUAUUACAGAGGAGGUAUUUGCAUUUAGUGUUCUUAUCACAGCAUGCACAGUGCUCUCAUGUGGUGCCUAAUAUGCUUUUAUGAUGUCCUUUCAAGCACCCUGAGAGUGUAAAUCCAUUAAGAAUACUCGAUUAAAAGUGUGCUACUUAAUUAGAUCAGAAAAAUGUUGGUGUGUGAGAACAGCCAACGUCUGAAAUCUUUCACUUCCUGUGUGUCCAAAAGCUUUGAUUGAUUUAGUCUCUACUAAGGUACCAGAAGAAAGUUAAAACCUUCCUUAAUUGUGUAAGAAAAAUGUUUGGUGUUUUUUGAAUGUAGUCAUUUUCAUUCAUCACUGUUGAACCUUGCCAUAGCACUAUUCUUACCCCCUGUUUGAGCUCAUUUCAUAUCUCUGUGUGUUAAAUCAGUUAUUCUGUUGUUGUCCAAAACAGUUUGUCUUGUUUUUUGAUUGUCUAGUUUUUAUAAAGCCUUCCUGAUACACCAAACAGUUAGCUGGUGUUUUAUAAACUAUCACAUUUUUUGUCUUUUUUUUUUUUCAUUUUUAGCAUAUGUAGAUGAAUAUUUGAAGGGCUUUUUGAUUUUAUUGUUGUUUUAUGCCUUUUGAUGCGGUUAAAAUGUAAGUGGGAUGAUUUUAAAGUCAUUUAACUUUGUCAUUCGGCAAAGUUAAAGGUAUACUAUGCAGGAUUGUCAACAAGCUCCCCAGUGAAAGUGACAGUAAAGCCAACCCCAGAUUCACUCUCUUGGAUAUGUGCCACUAAUGGUCUGGCAGCUGGUCUCUACCUUUUUAUAAAGCCCCGGAAAAUACACCACUACACACUUCUCAUAGGUCAUAAGUGAUGAUUGAGAGGGAUUACUUCUGUUUGAGUCUAUACAUUGUUUGUUAGGAGAAUCCUGCAUAGUAUAUCUUUAAAUGAAUGUGUGUGUGUGUGCAUGUGUGUAUGUGUGUGGUGUACUGGUUAUACCUCUGCACUCUUGUAAUCAUCAUCCGACCAGCUAUAGCUUUGUCAAUGAUUUCUAUGCAUUUAACCUGCCAAACUGUCUUAUUCAAGAGAGAGACGUACAUUCACUCUGUGACAUGCACAAUUUCAGUGUACCUUUUUUUUUUUUCAAUAAAAAUGAAUGAUUUUUUCAUUAA